AUGAGAAAGGAAGUGGUGGCGCUGGCAGCAGUGACAACAGUGGCCGUCGUGGCCGUAUUGGUGAGGCAGUACUCAAGAAGAAAAGAAAGGCAGAGGAAGCAAACGCAACGCAUUUUGCGUAAAUUUGCAAGGGAAUGCGCCACUCCUGUGCCCAAACUUUGGGAAGUGGCCAAUGCAUUGGUGGCUGAUAUGGAAGCAUCUCUUGUUUCUCGGGAGGAAACUAGCACCGGCCUCCCCAUGCUUGUUUCCUAUGCUGCUUCAUUGCCUAAUGGGGAUGAGAAGGGCCUAUAUUAUGGGUUGAAUUUGCGAGGAACCAAUUUCAUAAUUUUGUGUGCUCGGCUUGGAGGGAGAAAUGAGCCUAUUUCUGAUUUACAUAGGAAGGAAAUUUCCAUACCCCCAAAUGUGGUGUUCGGUACCUCUCAGGAGUUAUUCGACUACAUUGCCGCGGAGCUAGCAAAAUUCGUUUCAGAACAUCCCCCAGGUGACACUAAUGAUGGGCCAGAAAGAGAGAAGAAACUGGGUUUUACUGUGUCAUAUCCAGUGGAUCAAGCCGCAGCUACCUCUGGCUCUGCUAUUAAAUGGAAGAGCUUUUCAGCUAAUGACAAAGUUGAGAAAGCAUUUGUCAGUGACAUCAAUCGAGCUUUGGAGAAACAUGGUCUCAAGUUCCGAGUUUUUUCACUUGUUGAUGAUACUGUAGGAAAUUUGGCUGGAGGUAGAUACUAUAACAGGGGCGUUGUAGCUUCAGUGACUCUAGCUAUGGGUUCAAAUGCUGCAUAUGUAGAACCAAAAGAAGCAGUUCUUAAAUGGCAAGAGCCAACGCCAUUAUCCAAUCUGGACGAGUUGGUUAUCAAUACAGAAUGGGGAAACUUCAAUUGCUCAAACCUUCCAAUAACUGAAUUUGAUUCCAGUUUAGAUGCAGAAAGCUCGAAUCCUGGUUGCAGGAUCUUCGAGAAGCUUACCUCGGCAAUGUACUUGGGAGAAAUUGUAAGAAGAGUCUUGCUUAAGAUGGCCCAGGAAACAGCACUUUUUGGAGACGUUGUCCCUCCAAAACUUGCAACUCCUUACCAGUUAAGGUCACCUGACAUGGCUGCCAUGCAUCAAGAUACAUCAGAGGAUCAUGAUGUGGUUGGCGAGAAGCUGAAGGAAAUUUUCUGGAUCACUGAUUCUACUCCAGCGGCAAGGGAGGUUGUGGCUGAGGUUUGCGACGUCGUUGCAGAACGUGGUGCCCGCCUUGCCGGAGCUGGCAUUGUCGGGAUUAUAAAAAAACUUGGAAGAAUUGAGAGCAGAAAAAGUGUGGUAACUGUGGAAGGUGGACUUUAUGAGCAUUAUCGAGUGUUUAGAAACUAUCUCCAUAGCAGUGUCUGGGAGAUGCUAGGCAGUGAUAAAUCAGAUAACGUAGUAAUUGAGCACUCUCAUGGUGGUUCUGGAGCAGGAGCUGUCUUCUUAGCUAGUUGCCAAAACACAGAAUCUUCUUGA
Messenger RNA from Dovyalis caffra, 1476 nucleotides. The record is from the annotation of a GenBank genome assembly. Lineage: Eukaryota; Viridiplantae; Streptophyta; Magnoliopsida; Malpighiales; Salicaceae.